CUCGAGGCUCCGGGGCGGGCGCCCCGGCAGAGGGCCGCGUCGAUGGAGGCCUUCGCCUCGGCUCGGGCAUGAGCCGGGGUGUCCCGGGGUCUUUCGCCGCGCUGCCGCAGCUCCCCGGCUGCGGUCCGCCUCCGGGAGCAUGCCCCAGGCGUCCUACUGCUACGUGCGGGUCGUGGGCAGGGGCAGUUACGGGGAGGUGACGCUCGUGAGGCACCGGCGGGACGGCAGGCAGUACGUUAUCAAAAAACUGAACCUCCGAAAUGCCUCCAGCCGCGAGCGCCGAGCAGCCGAGCAGGAAGCUCAGCUCCUGUCUCAGUUGAAGCACCCCAACAUCGUCACCUACAAAGAGUCCUGGGAGGGAGGAGACGGGCUGCUCUACAUCGUCAUGGGCUUCUGCGAGGGAGGCGACCUGUACCGGAAGCUCAAGGAGCAGAAGGGGCAGCUCCUGCCCGAGAGUCGGGUGGUGGAGUGGUUUGUCCAGAUCGCCAUGGCUUUGCAGUAUUUACACGAGAAACACAUCCUUCAUCGGGAUCUGAAAACUCAGAAUGUCUUCUUAACGAGAACAAACAUCAUCAAGGUGGGCGAUCUGGGGAUUGCCCGAGUGUUGGAGCACCAGAGUGACAUGGCGAGCACCCUCAUUGGCACUCCCUAUUACAUGAGCCCUGAGUUGUUCUCAAACCAACCCUACAACUACAAGUCUGACGUUUGGGCUUUGGGAUGCUGUGUCUAUGAAAUGGCCACCCUGAAGCACGCUUUUAAUGCAAAAGACAUGAAUUCUUUAGUUUACCGGAUUAUUGAAGGAAAGUUGCCACCAAUGCCAAAAGUUUAUAGCCCAGAGCUGGCAGAGCUGAUACGAACAAUGCUGAGCAGGAGGCCUGAGGAAAGACCAUCUGUGCGGAGCAUCCUAAGGCAGCCAUAUAUAAAACACCAGAUCUCCUUAUUCUUGGAGGCCACAAAAGCAAAAACUUGCAAAAAUAAUGUUAAAAAUGGUGACUCCAGAGCCAAACCUGUUGCUGCUGUAGUUUCCAGAGAGGAAGCAUCAAGUCAUGAAGUGAUACACGACCAGCCAUGUCCUUCUGAGGGAUCCACUGCACGUGACACGGGUGAAGAUAAGUGUUUGUCCCAAGAGAAACCAGUGGCCGUUGGUCCCUGGAAAUCACCUGCCAACCUCAAAGGCCACACUGGCAAACCAGACAUGAACAAUACUGCAGGGUCAUUUGCCACAAUCAGUAGGAUAAAUAUCGAUAUCUUACCUGUAGAAAGGAGGGACUCAGCAAAUAAUGGCAUAGUUCGGGAGAAUCAGCCAAGACACUCGGAUGCCUCUAAUGAAGUAGACAGUCAAUACCGUAUUUCUCAAGACAAGGAGAGGCUACAGGGUAAUAACAAGUCCAAUGAGCAGCCUGAAAAUCUGCUUCCCAAAUGGUCCUCUGAUUAUGGUGAUGGGGAAGGGAAUGAGCCAGUGAAGCCAUUGCAGCCCCCAAAUAAGGACCAAAAGCCAGGACAGGAUCAAGUUACUAGUGGAUAUAGGAUAGAAAAACAGGACAGCAUCCCAAGAUUCCAGCCACAUAGCUGUGUGUCUGAACCUUCCGUGUCUCGACAGCGAAGGCAGAAAAGGAGGGAACAGACUGACCGUGGUCAGGCAAAGAGUCAGUUCCAAGAAUCACCCCCUCGGCUUUUGCCUUCUCACCCUGAUGAUGGAAAAGUGGAUAUCAUAUCAACACAACAAAAUGAUGAAAACCAAAGUAGACCUGUGGCUGGGUCUGUAAACAGUUCAAGGAUCAACUCAGUGUCAUCAUCCAAGGAUCGGCCAUUGUCAGCCAGAGAGAGGCGGCGACUAAAGCAGUCACAGGAAGAGAUGCUCCCCUCAGGCCCUUCAGUUCGGAGAACUUCAAGUGCAGUGGAGCCAGUGAAACCUCGGGAAGAAGGCCAGCCUACCCCUGCCCGACGGUUCUCUUCUGACUGCAGCGUCCCUCAGGAAAAGAGACAGUCACAUGGUCUGUCUGAGGAUGAUGAGUUAAGUUCUUCUACAAGCUCAACUGAGAAGUCAGAUGGAGAUUCCAGGGAGGGGAAGAGUCAGACAAAUGAAAUGAGUGACUUGGUACAGCUGAUGACUCAGACUCUUAAGCUGGACUCUAGAGAGAGCUGUGAAGACCUCCGAGUACUAAAUCCAGUGUCAGAAUUCAGACUGCAUCGGAAGUAUCGCGACACGCUGGUGCUUCAUGGCAAGGCUGCAGAAGAGGUGGAGCUCCACGGCCAAGCGCUGCCUCCAGCUGUCAUACCAGGUUCUGAGAAGAUCAGGAGGAUAGUUGAAGUUCUGAGAGCUGAUGUAAUCCAGGGCCUGGGGGUUCAGCUUCUAGAGCAGGUGUAUGAUCUUUUGGAGGCGGAGGAAGAUGAGUCAGAGAGAGAGGUAUGGAUGUUUUACCUGCAUGUAUGUCGUCCUGAUGGCCUUAGAGGCUGGAAGACAGCAUUGGAUCCCCUGGAACUGGAAUUACAAAUGGCUGUGUGCUGGCUGGGAGUUGAACACAGGCUCUCUGGAAAAGCAGCUCUUAACUACUGCACCAUCUUUACAGCUCUUAGCACAGUUACGGGAGCACAUGGGGGACAAGUAUGCAGCUUACAGUGUGAAAGCUCGCCAGCUGAAGUUUUUUGAAGAAAAUGUGAAUUUUUGAGAUUUGUUCUAACUUGCUGCCAGAACUAGAGACUAUUUUCAGAGGUUUCUCGACUAAAACACAACAAAAAAGCUGUUUUGGUUAUUCAGAGGCCACUCCUGUCCUUCACUAUCUCUUUGGGGGUCUUCCUACUGUAAAACAUUGGACAGAGUUGCCUACUGUGAAACAAGUUCACAAAAGAAAACCUUUGAAUAUCAUUUUAUUUUUAUGAGCAAAAUGUUAUAUUUGUUACUGUUUACUGAGCCUUAAACCAACUUUAUAUCCAGUUUCUUUUCCUACAUUGACAAAAGCAGCAGGAGAAACGAGGACAUCUGUUUCUCGGAGAGCAGUGAUGCUUACUCUCCAACGCCAACUCACUAUUCUGGGAAUGGAUGUAAACAACGGGAAGUUCUGUGUUGCAUUUGAACAACCUUUUCUUUUUACACUUAAAUGGAUGUUUAAGAUUUUCAUUUAAUCUGACCUUAGUGAGUUCAGUCUUAGAACUUUUGUUCAGUCUAAACUGUAGCUUUGUGACUCAUGAUUUAACAUGCUUGAUUUCUUCUUUGCACCAGCAAAACUAUCUCUUAAACGCGAAUUCCUCUUUCAACUAAGCAGUGUCUAGGGAAAGUCCCUGUCCUUAGUCCUGGAUGCUGCAAUGUUGGUUUUCAUGUGCAUUUUAUGUAUAUUUUAAAUGUGUAACUGUAGGGCUGGAUGCAGUGAGGCACACUUGAACCCUCGCGUCUGAGAACCAUAGACAGCUGGGUCCUGAGUUCAGUGCUAGCUCGGAUGACAAAGCAAAUUCAAGGCCAGCUCAUACUAGAGACCCUUAUCUCAAAGAGAAAAAGUCAUUGUAUAUCACAUGCCGUGUUAGUUAUAGUAAGUAAUAUCCCUCUAGAGGUAUUUUUAUAAAUAAAAUACAAGUCUUUAGUAAAUUUUCAUGUUUUAAGAUGUGUGUGUGUGUGUGUGUGUGUGUGUGUGUAUGUGUGUGUGUGUGUGUGUGUGUGUGUGUGUGUAGGUGUCUGAGGAGGCCAGAAGAGGGUGUUGGAUUCCUGGACUUGGCUUUGUAGAGGAGACUUUUUCCAUGUAUCCUGGUCCCACUUGACCUGCAGCCACUAUAAGUUAACCACUCAGAGACUUAAUAUAUAUUUUUAAUUGUCUGACUAAUGGCUUAGGCUUAUUUUUGGCGAGCUCUCUCUCUCUCUCCUCUCUCUCUCUCUCUCUCUCUCCCCCCCCCCUCUCAUAAUUAACCCAUUACUACUCAUCUAUAUCACCGUGUGGCUGUGGCUUACCGGUGAUGCCCUGGCAUCUUCCUUCCCCGGCAGCUACAUAGUCUCUGUAUGAUUCUACCUUCCUCCUCUCUGUAUUUUUGUUUGGAAUUCCUGCCUACCUAUAUUUUGCCUGUCCAUUGGCCAAAGCAGCUUUAAUCAUCCAACAAUAAAAGCAACACAUAUUCACAGCAUGCAGGGCAUCCCACACCAUGGCCUUAAGGUGGCUGUGAGCCACCUGCCGUGGGCACUGGGAAUCGCCCCGACUGCUGAGCCAUCUCUCCAGUCCUAUAACCUUUAUAUUUGAAGGACUGAAAGUUAUUCCAAAUAUUUUUGGUGGUUGUCUCAGACAGAGUCUCACUAUGUGGCUCUGGCUGUCCUGGAACUCACUAUGAAGACCAGGUUGGCCUCAAACUCUCAAGAGAUCUGCAUGUUUGAGUGCUGGGAUUAAAGACAUGUACCACUACACCCAUCUCCAAAUGUUUUGUUUGUAGGAGGAAAAAUCAUUUUCUUUGAGAAUUAUACAUCAAUAUUUUAAUGAAAUGAUCUCCUUUAGUUCCUUGUUUUUAUUGUGCCAAGAGUUAAAAGUACUGAAUAAAAUAAAAUGUCAUGUCCUUAUAGUCUUCUGAUCAUAGCCUAGCCUCUGAGGCCUCUUAAUUUUACUCUGAAGAACCGAUUUAUGAGAACAAAUUGUAGACCCACCGUCAGCUGGGUGUAAGUCUUCAGCAAACAACCCGCUUUCCGGAGUGCUCCAUUUCUUGCACGUUCUGGAACCUGCGUCUUUCUGGACAGUCCUAUUUCUCCUUUAGUUUCUAACUUACUGGCAUGAAUGUAUUACCAGUUAUCAUUCUGGCUUCAGAAAAAUUCUCCAGACACAAACCACUAGGCCAGGUAUGGUGGUGCACGCCUUUAAUCUUAGUGCUUGGAAAGUAGAUGCAGGAACUCUGAGCUCUAGGCCAGUCUGGUUGGUCAUGUAGUGAGCUCCAGGCCAGCCAGAGCUACUGUGAGACUGACUCAAAAAAAAAAAAAUCCAUGUUUUCACAUUUCCAUAUUGUUUUUUACAAUUUCCUCCAUGUUGUUCAUUCAUUCAGUUUCUAUCUACACGUCUGACGACCUGAGUUUGACCCGGGACCCGCAUGGUUGAGAGCCAUCCUGUAGCCUCCACAUUCAUGCGUGGUGCACCUGCCCACACAGCACACACAAAUGAAUGUGAAUCUGGAGAGACAUGUCUCAGUAGUUAAGGGACUGUACUGCUCUUGCAGAGGACCCAAAUUGGAUUCUCAGCUUUGGCCUCCUUAGGCACCUGCACUCGUAUGCACACAUAGCUAAAAGGAAAAAACUUAAAAUUAAUAUGUAUCAAGACUGCACCAGGAAUGAGAGGCGGUUGUGAGCCCCACGUGGGUGCUAGGGAUGGAAACUGGGUGCUCUUACUGUGAAGCCAUGUCUCCAACCCCUGACAAUUCUCAUCUUUUUCACCAUUUACCCUCCUUUCUGCCUCUGCCUAGUAUAUCUUUGUUCCCGUUUUCACCCUUUUUAUUUCAUAAACUAACUUGAUUUGUUUUCCCUAUGUACUGGUGUUUUGCCUGCACAUAUGUCUGUGUGAGGGUACUGGAUCCCGUUUUGGAGUUCUGACAGUUGUGAGCCGCCACAUGGGUGCUGGGAAUUGAACCCAGGGUCCUCUGGACCACUGAGCAUCUCUCCAGGAUUCCUUGAUUUUUAACACCACCUGGAAAUUUCUAACUUUUCAGUCACUUACUAUACUUAACAAUAUGCCUCAUCUUCUGUCUUAACUCUUCUUUAAAAGAAUCUUUAAUGAUUUUGUUGAAUUAGGGUCUUUGCUGAUGUUAAACUCAACAUUGCUUUUAAUAAUUCUUCCACAUCCACUCCAGCCUCAGGCAAACUUUUCUUUUCAGUGCUUUGGAAAUAUUAAAAGGAAUGCCCAGCUUUGUA
Mesocricetus auratus (golden hamster) is the source of this 5863-nucleotide messenger RNA. It is a transcript of the gene Nek4, whose product is annotated as NIMA related kinase 4. The record is from RefSeq and is a predicted model, not a curated record. The transcript has 16 exons. NCBI's taxonomy places the organism in Eukaryota, Metazoa, Chordata, Mammalia, Rodentia, Cricetidae. Bases 140 to 2650 code for a protein of 836 amino acids. Gene Ontology annotation, molecular function: protein kinase activity; ATP binding. Gene Ontology annotation, biological process: protein phosphorylation.